Molecule: messenger RNA, 978 nt
Organism: Stylonychia lemnae
Lineage: Eukaryota; Ciliophora; Spirotrichea; Sporadotrichida; Oxytrichidae
Source: the annotation of a GenBank genome assembly
AUGUGUUGCUGUAAUAAAAUAAAGCGAAAAAUAUGCUAGAUUGCUCUUGCUAUAGCUAGUGGAUUAGUAUUGCUGAUGGGCAUUGUUAUUGUUGUGCUUGCUGCAAAAGUGAGAUAGGCAGAUAUAUUUGAAAGUUCAGAUGAUGAUAUAAAGAAAACAGGUAGAAAUGCAUUUUAUUUAAUGAUGAUCUUUGCUUGCUUUGGGCUUGGACUUGGAGCCUUAGGAUUUGUAACAGCCAAAUGGCCUAAAUGGUAACUUGUGGGCUGUUACUCUUUCUGGUCAUUUUCAAUCUUUGGCAUCUAUUUAGCUGCUGCAAUUAUCCUAUUCGGAGUUUAGACCUAUAUGGAUACGCUAUUGAAGGAUUACUGCAAGGAUUCUAAAAUUGAUAGCUUAUUGGGAACAAGCUCUAUUUCUAAAUCUCUAAGAGAUGUAGAUAGAGUUUCAGUAGCAUAUUCAAGCAAGUACAUGUGCACUAGAGUUUGCCCAUGCAGCACUAAUAUAUCUCUUCCAUAUUGGUUUGAAACUCCUCAGAGAUUAGCUGACUAUAACAGAACUGCUCAAACUGAGGUUCACAAUGCUUCUAUAAAAUAUAAUUCUACUUAUAAGGGUUUCACCCUUACAAGCAACACUACUGAUGCAUAUACCUUCUUUUUCGAAUGCUACGAUGAUAUCAUUACUGAUUAAAAUGGAAAUGUCUCAUAGAUAGCUGAAAAGUUAGAUGAUAUAGGAGAUAGUGUAGUCAACUUCCUUUAAGACAUGGAAAUGGAUUUUGCUUGUAACGGUAUCUGUAAACCAGGUCUAUUCUGGAUGUUUAGAGAUGUAAAUACUAUCCCACCUACUUCCAACUGCUAAGAGGGAAUAAAGGAUUCAUUCUAAGAGUAUUCAACUAGUAUCGCUGCAGCUUUAAUGAUAAGCUUCUUCGUUACAGCACUAGCCUUCGGAAUAAACUACGGUCUCUGGAGAAGAAAGAGCAAGUGA